AUGGAGAACAGUUCCCGUGACUGGUCCAGUUUUCCAGACCACCUACUCGCCACCAUUGCAGACCGCCUCCCCACUAGAAUCGACACUCUCCGCUUCCGCGCCGUCUGCACCUCAUUUCGAGCCGCCCUCCCUCCUCCUCCGCCACCAAACCCAUACUCAGACAUCCACUAUUUCCACCACUCUCCCACCUCCAACUCUCCCAUACACUUCUUCAUUGCCCAGUCUACCGUUUACGCCAUCCAACCCCUCUCACAAAUCUCCCAUCCUCAUCACACCCCAGGAGCCUGGCUAGUCAAAGUCGAAGAUUCACCGUCCGGAGAUGUCAAACUCCUGGAUCCCUUCUACACAUCUCAAGUCAAGAACGUCUCCGACAAGUUACCUGGGUCAUUCAACUUACUGGAUUAUCGCGUUAAGGAGAUAAGUAAAGGAUACAGACUUGAAUUAGCUACAGACCAACAAAGGGAGCUCAGCAGAUCGGAACGAUGCUACACUGGCAAAGUAGUGGUUUCUGCUGAUGAAGAUGACGAUGAUGAUGAAUUUGCUAUUAUGGUGUUGAUUCAGGAAAAGGUUGUAGUAUAUGGAAAAGAAGAGAUAACAAAUGGCACAAUAUCGAUAUCCUACAAAGAUCGUACUCUGUGUGUGGAUCCGAAGUCCUUGAACGUUUCGGAACCAGUGGCUCCAUUGCGGAUUUCGCGAAUCAGGGCAGCCUCUUCCUUCCACUUGGUAAAGUCAUCUCCGGAUUUGUUCUUAAUCCGGAAGAACUACUUCUCGGGUAAAUCUGGUGACAGAGGUUGCCGGGUUGGGUUGAAUAUUUUCAAGCUUGAUGAGGGGAAGGAUGAGUGGGUUACGGUGAAGGAUGAAUUACAGGAUAGAGCCUUGUUCAUGUUCAAGGAAUGUAACUUUUUUCUUUCAGCUCAAGAGUUCUCAGGAUUGAAAUGGAAUUGUGUUUAUUUGCCUGAUAGAGUUCGUCCAAAUGUUGAUGGUGAUUACCCUGGAAGCAAUGCUGUGAUCUUUAGCCUGGAAAAUGGCUGUGCUGAUAAACUCUCAGCUUUUCCUGGUUUUUCCGAAAUUUUCUGGCCUCCUCCAAGCUGGCUCUUCUCUUAA
This is a messenger RNA of Mangifera indica (mango), 1104 nucleotides long. RefSeq names its product F-box protein SKIP23-like. The record is from RefSeq and is a predicted model, not a curated record. The transcript has 2 exons. Bases 1 to 1104 code for a protein of 367 amino acids. NCBI's taxonomy places the organism in Eukaryota, Viridiplantae, Streptophyta, Magnoliopsida, Sapindales, Anacardiaceae.